Messenger RNA from Kluyveromyces lactis, 1203 nucleotides. RefSeq names its product Ent3p (gene ENT3). Gene Ontology annotation, cellular component: plasma membrane; clathrin vesicle coat; endosome. Gene Ontology annotation, molecular function: clathrin binding; phospholipid binding. Gene Ontology annotation, biological process: endocytosis; Golgi to endosome transport. The coding region runs from base 1 to 1203 and encodes 400 amino acids. The record is from RefSeq and is a predicted model, not a curated record. Lineage: Eukaryota; Fungi; Ascomycota; Saccharomycetes; Saccharomycetales; Saccharomycetaceae. The transcript has a single exon.
AUGUCAUUAGAGGAUACGAUAACGAAACUCUCUCUUUAUGAUGCUAAGAAAUACUUCAGAAAGGCUCAAAAUGUGGUCUUUAACUAUACUGAAAUGGAGGCGAAAGUGAGAGAGGCCACGAACAAUGAGCCAUGGGGCGCUUCUUCAACCCUUAUGGAACAUAUUGCUCAGGGGACCUAUAAUUAUAGAGAAAGAGAAGAGAUUUUGGGAAUGAUAUUUCGACGUUUCACUGAGAAGACAGCCAGUGAAUGGAGACAGAUUUACAAGGCGUUACAACUAUUGGAAUAUUUGGUCAAGCAUGGUAGUGAGAGGUUUAUUGACGAUGUACGCACGAACCUGAAUUUGGUAAAGAUGCUGGAAAGUUUCCAUUACAUUGACUCGCAGGGAAGAGACCAAGGGAUCAAUGUGAGGAAUAGAGCCAGUCAGCUAGUUAAGCUACUAGAGAGCGAUGAACAGAUCAGACAAGAAAGAAAGAAGGCCAGAGAGACUUUAAAGAAAUACAAAGGCGUUGCUGGAGGUGUAGUUUCUGGGUCAGGAGCAAACAUAAAUUCCCGUGCCGGAUAUACAAAAUCUACUAGCCAUGGGAUCUCGGUAAGUGCCGAUUUCGACAGUGACGAUGACGAAGGCUACCAAAAGCCCUUGCCCUACGGUCAGGAUAAUGGAAACGGAAUGCGUGCCUCAACAGAAGAGUACCAGCCUAAAAUUAACGAAGAAACUUCGGACUUAUUCGAUUUCCAGGACACACCAGGCCCGGUGAGUCAAAGUAGGGACACCAACGGGAAUGGGAUCUCUUCUCAUGACAACAAUGAAGCAGAAGAUGAUGAUGAGGAAGAUGAGUUCGCUGAAUUCCAGAGUGCAACACCAUCCGCCUCCACAAAGAAAUCAGGCGGGUUGGAUGACUUGAUCUUCUCCAACAACAACUCUUUCGCAACACCGUCGCACACUUAUGUCCCAUCUGCAACAGUAACUCCUGCUAUUGCAGAAACCUCCAAAAAUUCUGAUCCAUUCGGAUCCUUGUUUUCAUCUGCAAAGAAUGAACCGUUUAAGGCUGCUCCCAAACCUAAACAGCCUCAACUAAAUGCCAAUACCAACAACGCUUCAAAAGAUACAGAUUUGUUCGGCGAUUUAAAGCCUGCGCCUAAAUCCCCUGCUGCUCCAGCAACAAAUAACAAAUCUGAAGAAAUUGACUUGCUUAGCUUCUAA